ACCUGUACGUCCGGCAUCCAACAGCACACCACAGCACAGGGUUCAGCUGCUACUGCUAGCUAGCUCGAUCGAGAGAGAGGCAGAGAGCCUAAUAUAACGGGGAUAUAUAAAAGGCACGGCACCACCUCGAGUUGCAGAGGGCGACGUUGAAGAAAGAAACCUCUCCGUCCACACAAGUUAAUACUGCUAAGCGAUCGAGAAGCCAGUUGGGUUGUGCCAGGCGAUCCAUAGAUAGAGCUAGCAGCAAUGGCGACCUCCCUCCCGGCCGCGCCCCUCCUCGCCCAUACCAUUACCAGGUGCUCCUACCUCGGCUUCAUCCAUUCCAUUCCAUCCAUCUCCAGCGUGCGCGCCGGCCUCUCAAUGCCCAAUUAUUCCGUACGCAGCCUCCGGCAUAGUGGCGCCGCCGCACGAGCUCCUAAUCCUCGGUCCGUUGCCACGGCGAGGCCCGCGGGCGCCAGGAGGAGCUCGCUCCGCACCGUCGCCGUCAGCAGGUACGGUGUCGACGAGGCGUUGCGCCCCGAGGCGGAGGCGGCGGCGGCGGUGCCGCGCUCCGUGCCGGUGCGCGUCGCCUACGAGCUCCAUCAGGCCGGCCACCGGUACCUCGACGUCAGAACCGAGGCCGAGUUCAGCGCUGGGCAUCCCGAAGGAGCUGUAAAUAUCCCCUACAUGAACAAGACCGGCUCAGGGAUGACCAAAAACACCCACUUUCUUGAGCAAGUAUCGAGCAUCUUCGGCAAGGAUGAUGAGAUCAUCGUUGGAUGCCAAAGUGGCAAGAGGUCUCUCAUGGCAGCAACUGAACUCUGCUCUGCUGGUUUCACUGCUGUGACCGGCAUCGCUGGUGGAUUUUCUUCUUGGAGGGAUAAUGGAUUGCCUAUCACCCAAUGAUCCGAGCUUGCCAGCAAUUUAUAUCUUACUGAAGCCCAACAUCAUGUCAAGGCGGCCAAGCUCAAGGAUUGUACUAGUGUACAUAAUGUUCUUCUCGGCUUUCAAAAUAACAGCACUGAAUAAAUGGAGCCUGCUAAGCAGCAGAAUAGUAGCAGAACAGAUUGGGGUUUGUGUACUCCUUUCGAAUUUCGAUGAUGCAUUUCGAAUAAAUGUAAAUGGCCAUACCUGAGCAGUAUUGUGUUGCAGAAUCACAGAACUAAAACAAGUUCAUCAUAUUCAUCUCUUUUGCACCUGAUA
Molecule: messenger RNA, 1182 nt
Organism: Panicum virgatum (switchgrass)
Lineage: Eukaryota; Viridiplantae; Streptophyta; Magnoliopsida; Poales; Poaceae
Product: thiosulfate sulfurtransferase 16, chloroplastic-like
Exons: 6
Coding region: 247-885 (212 amino acids)
Source: RefSeq, a predicted model, not a curated record